AUUUGCACUUUUCCAGAACUCCUGGCUUUUGUUCUCAACACCAUGAAAAGGAAGAAGAAAAGGAACGUCUUGGCACAAGGCUACCGUUUUCCGAGUGUGGCACAGGAGAAUCGAAACGCAGACUAUUUGAAAUUCCAAGCCGAGGCCACUCAGAGUGCUGCCUUCAUCCACGGCAGUGACCUGUGGAAGAGAGUCGCCUUACGUCUCGGUACAGACAUCACACGCUACCUGCUGGAGAGCUGUUCUGUGUUCAUGGCAGUCCCUCCCUCAUGUGCUUUCCAGCUGUGUGGUGUUCCCGUGUAUGACAGGGUGUCCAUGUCCACCAUUUCAAGCAAGUUUAAUCUGCAGCCUCAAGCUAAGAGCCGAGGUUGCUCUCCGUUUGGAAGGAGUCAGAGGUCAAACUUGAAGAGGAGACGUGUCGUYGUGAAGCCUGAGGCCAGCAAACCAGGGAUGAAAGGGGGUGAAAAAGUGAAUAAACGGAAAAGAAAGAGGGACCCAGAUGAGCCGGAGGAGGCUGCGCUGAGUAAAAGGAGACRACUGACCAAACAAAAAGACAAACAGGAAAUGGAACAGGUGUGUUCAGAAACAGAGGAAAGACCGAGCACGUCUGUGGAAUCAACACUGCCAAAGAAAAAUGUGGAAACUGAAGCGACUGCCUUCAAACAGCCCACUAAGACGUCAGCAGCCGUCCUCCCCUCAGGUGAUCCCAGUUGGAGAGCAGGAACUUUCCCACCUUUGCCCCCCACACGAUGUUUCAUCCAAACACUGAGGUUCCUGUACGGUGGCAGAGGGAUGCGCAGCUUCCUGCUCAACAGGAAGAAGACCACCGUGGAUGGAGCCAGAAGGUUACAGGGGAAGGAUUUAAUAAGGAUGGUCUUCUUUGAGGGUCUGAUGUAUUUUAAAGGGCUGAAGAGAAAACCAGAGAAACUUCCCCGACGGUUUUUUAACAUGGUACCUCUGUUCAAUCAGCUGCUACAGCUKCAUAAAAAAUGCCACUAUGACAAGAUUCUGCAGAAGAUGUGUCCGCUAGAUGAGCAGAGCAGUUCAGGACAGGCGGAGUUAAAGUCCCUGUUACCCAAACACUGCGCCCCUCAUCGGGUCUACCUGUUCGUCAGGGAGUGCCUCUGUGCUGUGGUCCCUCAAGAGCUGUGGGGCUCCGACCACAACCGUCUUCACUUCCUCGCCAGAGUCAGAGGCUUCCUGCGAAGCAGCAAAUUUGAAAGGAUGUCAGUGGCUGAACUGAUGUGGAAGGUGAAGGUGAACGAUUGUGAUUGGCUGAAGAUGAGUAAGACCGGUCGUGUUCCACCCAGUGAGCUGGCAUACCGGACCCAGAUCCUGGGUCAGUUCUUGACUUGGCUUUUGGAUGGGUAUGUUGUGAGCCUCGUCCGAGCUUGUUUUUAUGCAACAGAGAGCACGGGGCAAAAAAACCUCAUCAGGUUCUACAGGCURAAAGUGUGGGCCAGACUUCAAGACUUGGCCUUCAGAGGUCACCUGGCUAAAGGCCAGUUGGAGGAGCUGUCUCCAGCUCAGGUGGCUUCCCUCCCCAAAGGCACCGUCACCUCUCGACUUCGCUUCAUUCCCAAGACGGACAGCAUGAGACCCAUCACACGGGUUACAGGAGCGGACCCUAAAACCAGGGUCUUCCAGGCUCGUGUCAGGGACCUGCAGGACACGCUGCAGGCCUGUGUGCGCUCCACUCCGUCCCUGCUUGGCUCCACGGUGUGGGACAUGACUGAUAUCCACAGGCUGUUGUGCUCAGUGGCAUCGGCUCAGAAAGACAACCCACAAAGCCUCUACUUUGUUAAGGUGGAUGUGAGUGGAGCCUAUGAGAGUCUGCCACAUGACAAACUCAUGGAGGUCGUUAACCAGGUCAUUUCACCUGUCAAAGAUGAACCUCUCAAGGUCCGUCGCUAUGCCAAGAUCUGGAUGGAUUUUCAYGAAGGUCUGAAAAAGACCUUUGUUAGACAGUCAGAUUUCUUUAAGGACAGCUUCAGAUCAACCAACAUGAAGGGGUUUCUGAUGUCCCUGCAGAAAAGUGGAAAAGUCUACAACUCCAUCCUGGUGGAGCAGCAUUUCAGCUCUCACCUUUAUGGCAGACAGGCGUUGCAAUUCUUCACCCAAAUGUUAACUGACAGCGUGGUUCAGUACAAGAAGAAGACUUACCGUCAGUGCCGAGGGAUUCCUCAGGGAGCGGUGGUGUCCAGUCUCCUCUGCUGUUUGUGUUACGGCCACAUGGAGAACGUCCUGUUCAGAGACAUCACUAAAAACAAAGGGUGUUUAAUGAGACUGGUGGAUGACUUCCUUUUUAUCACUCCAGAUCACCAUCAAGCACAAACGUUUCUCAGAGUCUUGUUGGCUGGAGUACCAGAGUACGGGCUGGUGGUCAACCCUCAGAAAGUGGUGGUGAACUUCCAGGUACCAGGAAGUGUUGGCAGCUGUCCUGACAUUCGCAUGCUGCCGCCUCACUGCCUGUUCCCAUGGUGUGGUCUGCUGCUGGACACCUGCUCACUGGACGUCCACAAAGACUAUUCAAGUUAUGCAGGUCUGUCUCUGCGCUACAGCCUGACUUUGGGCUUUAACCACUCAGCUGGWCAGCAGAUGAAGAGGAAGCUGAUGGUCAUCCUCAGACUCAAAUGCCACGCCCUGUUUUUGGACCUGAAGAAUAACUCGGUGGAGGCGGUCUAUAAGAACAUCUACAAGCUGGURCUGCUGCAGGCCUGCAGGUUCCAUGUGUGUGCCCAGUGUUUGCCCUUUGGUCAGAAGGUUUCUAAGAACCCAGCUUACUUCCUGCAGAUGAUCUGGGACAUGGCCAGUUACACCAACAAGCUCAUCAGGUCCAGCAACAAGGGACUGACUUUAGGUGACAAAGCCCAGACUGGUGUGGUUCAGUACGAGGCCGUGGAGCUGAUCUUCUGCCUGUCCUUCCUGCUGGUUCUGUCCAGGCAUCGGCCGCUUUAUAAGGAGCUGCUGCCACAGCUGCACAAACGCAAGAGAAGCUUGGAGAGACGUUUGGGAGAUCUGAGACUGGCCAGGGUCCGGCAGGCCUCAAACCCCAGGAUCCCAGAGGACUUUGUAACCAUCCAGGUGUAGACCACCAGCAACAUCCCACCACUACUAAACAGAAUCUGAUGGUUCUGGUGAAGUUAAAGCCAUCAUUAUGUUUGUAUUAUAGUUUUCACUGGAUGUAUAAACAGUCAGGUUGUUGCUUGUUCUGUUGGAAUGAAAAGGUUUGUCUGAAUCAGCUGAUGGGGGCGGAGCUUCAGGAGCUUGUUUCACCUGUCAGAGCAGAGAAAUGAUGUCAUUUAUUCAACAUGUGGCUUCAAAGUUCUGACUGAUGACACAAUCAUAACUCUAUAAAACAGCUACAAACAAAUCAAAUAAACGUUUUUUAACAAAUCA
Molecule: messenger RNA, 3399 nt
Organism: Austrofundulus limnaeus
Lineage: Eukaryota; Metazoa; Chordata; Actinopteri; Cyprinodontiformes; Rivulidae
Gene: tert
Product: telomerase reverse transcriptase
Biological process (GO): telomere maintenance via telomerase
Cellular component (GO): telomerase catalytic core complex
Molecular function (GO): telomerase activity; telomeric repeat DNA binding; telomerase RNA binding
Source: RefSeq, a predicted model, not a curated record